CGAGACAAUCAGUGCGGUUGCAAGUGCCGCGCUAAGAUUAAUAAUGAAUAAGCCUAAUCUACUGAUCGUUUGCGCGACCUUGGCGCUUCUCCAUUUGGAGAUAGGAGCAGCAAGAGCAACUGGAAAUGGAUUCAACCCAGCUUUGUACACUGAGGCGCGGAGAUUCGGCUUGGAUGAAGGAAUUCUAAAUGAAAUGUGGCGAACCAAGAAGCCGUGGGUUAACACAAAGCGAAGUAUUGAUGGUACAGUCACUAAGGAGACAAUUUGGUUCAGUCCAAAUGGAGAAAAACUGCAUUGGAAAACCGAUACAAAACUCCCGGUAAUCAAUAAUCCGGUACUUACACAAAUUCAAGAUAAUUUAAACAUUUUAUCAAAUAAUAUACGCAACCAGCUGCAAACGACAUUCGGACUUCACAGUAUUUAUAAUAAUCCUUUCGUCAAUCCGGUUGGCUUUGGUUUCCCCGACUUUAACAUAUUUAAUAACUUAAACGGAAACGGACAAAAUAAUCAGUUCGAGGUGCGAGAACUCGACUCAAUACCUUGUUAUUGCCAACAAUCUGGUACACCAAAUGAACGCAGCCCGGGAUAUAUUCCAAACCGAGAAGAGCCCAGAAUAAAGGACCGCAAUCACGGAUAUAUUCCCUCCCGAGAAGAGCCCAGGAUGGGUGACCACAACCCGGGAUAUAUGCCCCGCCGAGAAUCCGAUGAUCGGCAAUCGUUCGGUGGUGCCCCACGAGUUGACUCCAAUACAAAUGACCGAAAUCCAAUAAGGCCCGACGAUGAUAAUAUAUGGUUGCCGUCGUUUACAACUACAACGCAGCGAACCUUUAUUCCAGUGCCCGCGAAUGCACCUGCAACUCCAGCCUUUCAAUUUGACUCCCAGGCAAAUAAUUCCGACGAACCUUUAUGGGUGCCAGUACCAGAUCCUACCACAACCCAGCGAUCUUUGGUUCCUCUGCCCACAUUGGCACCCAAAGACGGCGGAGCGGACACAUCCAUCGAUGACUACUUGGCUAAGGUGGACAUCACUGCCGCUGACAUCGCGGACGAGGAUGGGAUGCUGGUCAGGACGAUCGUGGAUGAGAAAGGGCGAGUUCUAAACGCCAGUUUCUCUUUAAAAACUGAGGAAGGACGUAACGUUAAUUCGAACUAGCAAGGUCCUACCAUCAACAGAAAUAUGUUUGUCCCAAUUUUAAAUGUUAACCACAUAUGGUGAUAUAUGUCGAUAUCUGUUUUUCAAUAACAAAGCUUUCGCUUAAUAAACAAGUACUGUGUACAUGA
Messenger RNA from Drosophila rhopaloa, 1281 nucleotides. RefSeq lists its product as uncharacterized. The record is from RefSeq and is a predicted model, not a curated record. The coding region runs from base 44 to 1153 and encodes 369 amino acids. The transcript is spliced from 2 exons. Lineage: Eukaryota; Metazoa; Arthropoda; Insecta; Diptera; Drosophilidae.